CAUGUUAUGUGUUUACUAAAGCCAGAAAUCUGCCAUCAAUGAGACACGAUGUCCCCAUAACGAAAGUGCACGCAGAGGUGAGCAGAACAUGUUUUGGGGGCCAAACAGGUUACUCUUUCAAGACGUGCAUUCGGUCUGGAAAGGUGGCAGGAUUUUUUUUAUUGCUUGGUGACGGAGAGUAACUUAACACCAGAUUGAGGCCACUAAGCAUGGGAGGAGUCAAUGAUCUGUCAGAACUUGACAGGAACAAUCAAUGGACAGUAAGGGUGUGUAAGUCAGACUGGGAGGAGGUAAGAUAUUUGUUCUGAAGAAUCACUUCUCUUACUCAAUCUGUGAUCUGUUUAAGUAGCAAAUUACCAACAAAAUAGACUUUGUUUUCACAUCAAACACGGAUAUACAAUGAAAACAUGAAGGACUUCACUGAAGGAGCGGUUUCGUAACAUUUCAAAGCUCUGCAAGAACUACAACAAUGAUUUCUUCAUGGAGCGUUCUGAUUCACGUCGACUAUUAGACAUUCAGGGGUUAAACAUCUUCAGCGCAUUAAGAACGACCUCAACUAUUUUAAUCAUUUGACAACCUCCUCCUUCGAGCAAGACAGAAAUGCCAGAUCAGCAUGAUUUAUAAUGCAGUAAUAUAGCUUUUCUAGAGGGAUCUUCAAACAUGUCAAACUCUCAAGAGCAAAGUCUCAAUGAGAAUUGCAUCUUCUCUCCAUUGACGCCGUCUAGUCCAGAUUACCUGCAUUGCGAGGCUGAAAGGUAUUGUCUGGAAAGUCUCCUCAGCUCAGGAACUGAAGCUUUUUACAGCAGGCUCAACACUGAAAAAAUCACACCGUUCCUCACACCGGGAGAAGUGAAUGAGAUCUCUGGCUGGACUGAGAACUUUCACAAUGGUGAUGAGGCACCGGAGGAUGAAAAUGGAGAGGUGGAGGUCGGCUCUGAUGUGGAUGAUCUUUCCGGAAACUAUUUUCCUGAACAGUCGGAUACUUCGGCACCAUGCUUAGAGCUGGGAUGGCCGGAAAAAAAUAGCUGGAUGGAUAUGGGACGAGUUAAUGUUUACACCAACCCUCCUGCAGAAGGUGGGCCGUCCAUACGAGAGGUUCUUAGGAGCCACCUGCAGGCAGCCAAUAAGCUGAUCGCCGUGGUAACUGAGAGAUUGUCAGACCAUGCGGUGAUCGUCGAUCUCCAGUAUGCCGCAUCACGAGGGGUUCCUGUCUACAUCAUCCUCAACCAAAGAUCUGUGGAGGAAAACUGCUUUUCACACCAGCUUCAACAUCCAAACAUCAGGGUGCGUGUCCUCGGAGGGAAAAGAUUCCUGACGCGUGACACAAAGAUGGUGGUUGGAGAGAUGAAGGACAACUUUGUGCUGGUGGAUUUAGAGACGGUGAUGUUAGGGAGUUACAGUCUGACCUGGACUGAUGCUCACCUGCACCGUCAGAUCGUCACCGUUAUGAGCGGCCCAAUCGUUGAAUCUUUUGACCAUGAGUUUCGGAUCCUCUAUGCUGCCUCUCUCCCGAUCCCAGAAACAUGCAUAACUGAAAAAACACCACCAGAACCCCUAAGCCACUCUAAGCUAGAACCACCAAUCCAGGGAAGCGCCAAAGUUGAACUUGGUGAGUUGGUCCCGAAUCCUCCACCUCCACCUCUAGACUGCUAUCUGGACUGGGAGGCUAUGGGAGUUAUCCAGAGAUUCCCAGAAAAUCCUGAUUAUCCUGAUGUUGGUGAUCAGAUGCAGUUCUAUCAUCAACCUCCGAUGGAAAGACAUCCGGGAAUGUGGGAGCUUCCCUUUAGUAAUGAGUUUAAUCACAAUCCUCAUCCUGGAUACCACGAGGAGGGCAAAUUAGGUUCAAUGUUUCUGUCUGACUUCAGGCAUCCAGAAUUUCAAAGGUCAAGACGAAUGUUUACCCCCGGAGAUUUCCAGAUGUCUCAUGGCCUUGAGCCAGUAAAUAGGCAAAUACAAAUACCCGAGAGAAUCCCAUACAACCGGCCAUCUCCUCCGGUGAACAUCGAAAGUGAAGAUAGAUUUCCUGUAUACACAUCUCGGAUUAAUAGAUCAGACAUGAACUCAGAGGAAGAGAUCGGACCUCCGAUCGGACGAGAGUCUUUCCUUAGGAGGGACAGAGUUUUGGGAGAUACUAUGAAUCAUGAUGGAAACCAACAAGCUAACCUAAAGAAGCCCGCUUCAUCCGAGCUGUCACGGAGCAAGACUUUUGGCACAUUGAGUGACAUUUUUAAAAAAAUGAAUGCACGCAACACCUCCGGACAGAGGAAGACUGAAGUCCACCCACCCGGCAUCAGCAAAUCCACAAUGGAUCUCCAGCGCACAGACACUCCAGCAAAUGUUCGAGCACCUAACGGUGAUAAGCUUCCCAUGACGCCAGCGUUGGCACUCAUGAAGAAACGUAAUGAUGAGGUUAAAACAGGAUUGUUAAGAAGUAUGCCCAACGUCUUCACGCCCACAUUCAGAGGUUCCGCCCUCGGCCUACAGAGAGACACAUGGAGGUCAAGUUAUAGAAGCCACAGAAAUGAGGAGGAGCACUGAUGUUACCCCACACAAUGACAUCACCAGUGUUACAAUCAUUCCCACCUAUUUAAAUACAUGUAAAUGUGACUGUAAUAAUCUGUGCUGCUGGUAAAAGGGGGGUUUACUGCUCAAAGAGAAUACAUGUUUAUCAGCAAUGAUGUUACAAUACAAGAUAGGUAAAUGUAUAGAAGUGUAAUAAUUCAGUUUUUCUUACUUAUAUGAAAAUAUGUGCCAUGUGAACCAAUAUUUAAUGAAUGAAAUAAGAAAACACAUUUAAAAGCCAAUGGUUUAUGUUUGUGUGAUUAUAUUGUAAAGUGUCCCAUAUGACAAAGGAAUAGUAGAAGGACUGAAAGAGAGGGUUUGGUGACGUCAUCAGAGCAAGUUGUUAUGUUUUGCAAUACGGUUACAAAGAAAAGCAUUUUUAACUUUAAGAAACAGCACUGUUUAGGCACACACUUGCCUUAUAUUCCCCUUAAAAUUAUAAACUGAAAUUAAAAGCAGAUUUGCAGGGGGACCUCCACUUUUUUGAAAAAUUAAAACACGACAUUGAGUGCAAAUAGAGUGACACAGGGAUGACGUAUUUUGCAGGCAAAAUCUGGAAGCGAGUAGUUACGUCAGCACUUCCGGUUCAUCGUCAUGAAUUUUAUGGAUUUUAGUUAAACUCCUUAAAUAAGAUCUUUGGUUAACAUAGGCUGAAAACAUUUUCACGUUUUAUUUUACGAUAUAAAACCCAGUUGUACCAUCACUCGUGUCUAUUUCACGUGUCUUUAAAAGAGCGGUUUUUGUCGGGCACUUGUUCAUCACGCAUGAAAAUUUCAAAAACAAU
Paramisgurnus dabryanus is the source of this 3346-nucleotide messenger RNA. It is a transcript of the gene sack1e, whose product is annotated as family with sequence similarity 83 member E. The record is from RefSeq and is a predicted model, not a curated record. Gene Ontology annotation, biological process: signal transduction. Lineage: Eukaryota; Metazoa; Chordata; Actinopteri; Cypriniformes; Cobitidae. Gene Ontology annotation, molecular function: protein kinase binding.